GCGGGCAGAUGGUGAAGCUACGCGCAUCCGGAGUCAGCAGGUCUGAGGUCAUUCCUCGCCCCCUCCCACCCGCUCCCCGACGUCACGCCGACUCCGUCCUCGGCGGUGAAGACAUUCCUCCCAGGCCCUGCGCCCCGCAGCGUGGUAACCCCACUGCCGGAGACCGCGCGCACCCAGCUGGUAACCCCCCGGCGUUGAGCGACAAAACCCCGCCCCGAGCGGCUUGCCCCGCCCCCGGCUCGUCACUCACGCAACCCACCCAAUGGUGGCGGCGGGGGGCGGGGCUAGGCCUGAGGGCAGUGUGCGCCGAAGCUUGUGGCGUCAAUGCGCCCGCCGUGUCCAUGGAGAGAGGCUGAGGCGGCCGACCUCCGGCCCGAGGCACCGGGGCGCGGGGACAGCGAAGAUGUCGGCUUCCUUAGUCCGGGCAACUGUCCGGGCUGUGAGCAAGAGGAAGCUGCAGCCCACCCGGGCAGCCCUCACCCUGACACCUUCAGCAGUAAACAAGAUAAAACAACUUCUUAAAGAUAAGCCUGAGCAUGUAGGUGUAAAAGUUGGUGUCCGAACCAGGGGUUGUAAUGGCCUUUCUUAUACUCUAGAAUAUACAAAGACAAAAGGAGAUUCUGAUGAAGAAGUUAUUCAAGAUGGAGUCAGAGUAUUCAUCGAAAAGAAGGCACAGCUAACACUUUUAGGAACAGAAAUGGACUAUGUUGAAGACAAAUUAUCCAGUGAGUUUGUGUUCAAUAACCCAAACAUCAAAGGGACUUGUGGCUGUGGAGAAAGCUUUAAUAUUUGAAAUCUCAGGACUCUUCUGGCCGUAGGUUCCAGGAAAGCUCGUGGAAGCUUUGGGGCUCACUGCAGAAAUCAUGUGACUGUCACGUGCUGGAAAAUAAAGUGAUACAUCUUGAAAAUGAAGCCAGUGUGUUGGAUUCCAGAAGAAAUGAUAUUUAUAUUCUCUAUAGGGGACAGAAAAUGAGAAGCCAUCACUGUCUUUGGAUCAUUUAGGUCUCUUGCAUCCUUUGUUUUAGAACCAGUUUCAUUAAAGUUGCCUUCCUGGGCACCUGUUUAUCCAUUUCCUGAACUGUGUGCACUCCUUAGAUCGCUAUUGAAUGGCUUGAACAUCCCUCAGCAUUUCUCCCAACCAGAUCGGCGACUCCUAAAAUCCAAGACAGGACAUCCUGACUGCUGGUAGUAAUAUGGUGGUGCAUUGUUUUUUCCACCCAAACUUAACAUAGCCUUUUUUAUGCAUUUUUAUGAAAAAUUUCAUUGUCAGCUGCCUCAUUGCAUACCCUUUAAUAGUACCAGGCAAAGAUUUUCGUCAACUAUAGUACAGAUUAGUUCUGAGUGAUGGUAUCAAAAGGUGAGAAAGAUGUCAUCCACCUUUUUUUAAAUCCAUUUCUUUUGCCACCCUAUAUGUCUGUUCAGAGAUGAGAUCUCAAGCUGACUUUGAUUCCUUUAGUUGAGGAGUCUCUUAAAGCCAUCUAGCCCACCUCCCUCAAUUCUCUGUGUGAGGAAGCAAAACCCCAGGGAAGCCAAAGGGUUCCUCUCCACCCUGACUGCACAGGCUGGGGGAGAGUAGGGACUCUACCCUCCUCUCCCCUUCCUUGUAGGUGACACAUGCUCUGCCCGCUGAGGCAGUCAGCGAAGGCAAAUGGUCUGACUUCUUUAUGUGGUCAACAUUUUGAUAGAAUUUCUUUAUAAUUUGAUAGAGAUUAUAUUAUUUUUAUCUUAUUUUGAGUGGGAAGAAUUUUAAAACCUUUUUAUGUGAAUUACCAUCUUGUUUCUUUCACCUUUGAAACAAUGGUUUGUAGCAGAGACAACAUUGUAGCAACCCAGAAUUAUGCUUUUGGAAUGUGGUCCUCACUGUACAGGAGAAUGUAGGGAUCUUUUGUGAAAAUUCCCAGUGUGCAUACACUUUCUGGUUCCUCGGUCCAGUUGCUAAAGUUCUUAGUAUUUUAGCCUAACAUAUUUAUCACCAACUUUUCUUUAAAAGUGUUCCUUUUGUCACUUAGUUACUGAUUUUCCUGGGUUUGACAUAAGUAUGAGAUGAUAUAUAUGCUUUUUUUGAAAGCUGAUUCUCAUGAAUUCAAGUAGCUGAGUUCCUUUAUGUUUCGUUUAUUCACUAAAGUAGCUGGCACAAAACACACCAAAACCUAGAGCGGUAGUUUUAUGUAAAUGCUCAUGAGUUUGUAUCAAUAAUAUAAUUGUUGAUCCACUUAUAAUUCGUGCAGUACUGUAUGUAUGUAGAGAUUGAGUUGUCAAUUAAAAAAAUUUGGCCUCUUUGUGAUCAUAAAA
This is a messenger RNA of Symphalangus syndactylus (siamang), 2292 nucleotides long. It is a transcript of the gene ISCA1, whose product is annotated as iron-sulfur cluster assembly 1. Gene Ontology annotation, cellular component: cytoplasm; mitochondrion. Gene Ontology annotation, molecular function: 2 iron, 2 sulfur cluster binding. NCBI's taxonomy places the organism in Eukaryota, Metazoa, Chordata, Mammalia, Primates, Hylobatidae. The record is from RefSeq and is a predicted model, not a curated record. Gene Ontology annotation, biological process: iron-sulfur cluster assembly.